Molecule: messenger RNA, 1250 nt
Organism: Lingula anatina
Lineage: Eukaryota; Metazoa; Brachiopoda; Lingulata; Lingulida; Lingulidae
Product: methionine adenosyltransferase 2 subunit beta
Biological process (GO): S-adenosylmethionine biosynthetic process
Cellular component (GO): methionine adenosyltransferase complex
Molecular function (GO): methionine adenosyltransferase regulator activity
Source: RefSeq, a predicted model, not a curated record
CUUCCGGCUACUUCCGCUUCAGACCGAUCCUUUGAAAAUAACCGGACCUUAUUAAAAUAGAUUUGGAUAAAUUGCAAAAGAACACACCAAGGUUUAAAAUAUUUGCUUGGAAUUAUCUGAAAUUACGAAGGGCAUGGAGAAGAAAGUUUUGAUCACAGGAGCCUCGGGCUUGCUUGGUAGAGCAAUCUACAGACUGUUUGAAGAAGACCCUACUUGGGAGGCCUUAGGUCUUGCAUUCUCUCGAGCCAAGGGAAAACUGUGCAAGGUUGAUCUCACAGAUCCCCAGGCCUUAGAGAAAGUGGUGGAUGAAUUUAAACCAAGUUUCAUCAUCCACUCUGCUGCUGAAAGAAGACCAGACAUGGUAGAGAAACAGGAGGAACAAACCAAGAACUUGAAUGUGAUGGCGACAAAGAAUCUUUGCCAGGCUGCAGUGAAGAACAAUGCCUGGCUCCUUUACAUGAGCACUGAUUAUGUGUUUGAUGGGAAGUCGCCUCCCUACUCUGUUGACGCAAAACCCAACCCACUUAACAAGUAUGGACAGAGUAAGCUGGAUGGAGAAAAAGUUGUGUUGGAAUGUAAUAAAGAUUUUGGAAUUCUCCGUGUGCCAAUUCUGUAUGGAGAGCUAGAGUUCAUAAAAGAAAGUGCAGUCACAGAAUUAUUCACAAAGUUAACUGACACAAGCAAGUCAUUUGUUGUAUCAGACUAUGAGCAAAGACACCCUACACAUACCAGAGAUGUGGCCAAAGUAAUUCGGCAGAUGCUAGAAAAGAAACUGGAGGGGCAAGCACUAUCAGGUGUUUUCCAUUGGAGCGGGAAUGAGAAAAUGACAAAGUAUGGCAUGAUAUGUACCAUGGCCAGUGUGUUUAACUUGCCCCACAGUCACAUCCAGGGGGAUAACCAGCCUACAGCAGGGGCCCCUAGACCCUAUGAUGCAGAACUGGACUCGAGUAGACUUCAGUCCCUGAAUAUUGGCAGCUAUACGUUGUUUGGUAAAGGAGUACAUGAAUGCUUAGAGCCAUUUUAUAAGCAGGGUACUUAAUGAGUGAUCGUCAAAGAUGUAACUGAGAAUCAAAAGUUGUAUAUUGAAUAUUGGAUUGGGUAUAAUAAUUUUAUGAAAUGUACAAAUGGUUGUUUUUUAAACUUAAAAAUGAUUAUAUAUAUUUUAAUAAAUGACAUAAAAAAAUUUAAGUGAAUCAUGGGAAUUGAUAAUAUGUUAGGUAACUCUAAAAUGUUAAAGUUUACAGGGGUAU